Paraphaeosphaeria sporulosa is the source of this 354-nucleotide messenger RNA. RefSeq names its product small nuclear ribonucleoprotein Sm D2. Gene Ontology annotation, biological process: RNA splicing; spliceosomal snRNP assembly. NCBI's taxonomy places the organism in Eukaryota, Fungi, Ascomycota, Dothideomycetes, Pleosporales, Didymosphaeriaceae. Gene Ontology annotation, molecular function: RNA binding. The record is from RefSeq and is a predicted model, not a curated record. The transcript has 3 exons. Gene Ontology annotation, cellular component: U4/U6 x U5 tri-snRNP complex; U5 snRNP; precatalytic spliceosome. The coding region runs from base 1 to 354 and encodes 117 amino acids.
AUGGUGGACGCAAAGCUUCAGGAGCUCAUCUCCAAGCCGCGCGCCGAGUUGACCGAGUACGAAGUCGCCCAAGUCGAGGAACACGAACUCACCACCGGCCCUCUCUCCAUCCUGCAGACCGCGGUCCGCACGCGCACCCAAGUACUCAUCUCCUGCCGCAACAACCGCAAGCUGCUCGCCCGCGUAAAGGCUUUCGAUCGUCACUGCAACAUGGUACUGGAGAACGCAAAAGAGAUGUGGACAGAGACACCCCGGCUGGCAAAUGGACAGCUCGGUCGCAAGGUCAACAAAGACCGGUUCAUUAGCAAGAUGUUCUUGCGCGGCGACUCAGUCAUUCUCGUUUUGCUCAGUUAA